Messenger RNA from Dichomitus squalens LYAD-421 SS1, 505 nucleotides. RefSeq lists its product as uncharacterized. NCBI's taxonomy places the organism in Eukaryota, Fungi, Basidiomycota, Agaricomycetes, Polyporales, Polyporaceae. Bases 100 to 288 code for a protein of 62 amino acids. The record is from RefSeq and is a predicted model, not a curated record. The transcript is spliced from 3 exons.
GUCAUUGUAGGCGACCUCAUUCCACCAGCCUCUUCAUAUCCUCCUGGGCAGCCUAUCGAUCGUCAUCGUAGCCGUUCUCAACACAAUUGUGACGCAGGGAUGGUCCCAGUCCGUCAGUGCCUCCCUUAUGGCGGUGAAGAGAAUAUGUUCAAAAGUCAACUUGUUCUUGUCGUCAACGAUCAGUCAGCGAUUCCAUCUGCCGCGCAUCCCAGGAGGAAAGCGGGGGCUACAGGAUGUUUCCGCGGUCUUCUCAUGGAUAUGAUGAUUCCACAGCAGCACACUGCCUGACUAGAGUACAUCCGCCGUUUCGCGUGGCCAUAUGCUGGGGCGGGCGGGCACCGUCCUCUGUGCGGCAGCACUAGAAUCGACUCUAUCCCACGAAUCACAGUUGAUCGAAUAUGAACGCUCGAGCUGACGCUGACUACACGAUUGCAGCUCUCAUGGCUCACUUCGAAUACCUAUAUAGUAACGUUGUCUGGUUGUUGGUUCAUGGAGUCAAGGAGAG